Molecule: messenger RNA, 1099 nt
Organism: Cuscuta campestris
Lineage: Eukaryota; Viridiplantae; Streptophyta; Magnoliopsida; Solanales; Convolvulaceae
Source: the annotation of a GenBank genome assembly
GAUUGUUCAUUAACAAGUAGAAAUUCAUGAUGCUAAAAGCCCCAUUACAAAGCUUUCAAAAAAAUCUAAAGUGUUUCCCCAAAAAAUACAUUACAAAACACAAAAACAAUUACAAAGAGUUUCACAAAAAUUAAAGAUCCCUAAAAUUGUAAAUUAAAUAUUGGUUGUUUUCCUUCCACGCCAUAACCUAGCUGCAAAUUGACAUCGGAAAUCAGCCAUGUGUUCAGAACUGCAGUCUGGGCUUAAUGGGGUGGGGCUGCCGGCGCUGGAGCUGGAGGGGUGGGGCUGCCGGCGCUGCUAUGCUCUCGACGGAGAAGAGGGACGUGGAAUUGGAGUUGUCCGAAUUCUGUCGCUUGUGGAGGUUGAAGUGAGAGAAGGGAGAUUUGGGAAUUUUGGGAAAGAAGGUGGGAGAGGAAAAGAAUAAGAAAAAAAGGAAAAUUAAAAAAAAUUUAAAUAUAUUGGGUAGCUUGCUUGGAGGCACAUGUGGUGUGGUGCCUCUUUAGCAUUCUCCUAUAUCUUAUCUAACAAAAGAUCUCCUGGUUCGUUCAUUUACAUCGGACGAGGAGCGAGAGAGAGGUUCGUCCGGUCAAUCAUCUUCCUGCUCGUCUGGCCCCGUCGUCCGUCGAUAAGGCAGCGACUUCAUCACCGCGAUGAAGGGAGAUGACAGUGAUGCCGAUUUCGGGACUCUUGUGGAGAGGAAGGUGCUAGAGUACCUUCAUAUUAAAUGAGGAUGAGGACAAGUGAAGAAACCCCCUUGAAGAAGGUGAUGACUACCCAUGAUAUUUCUUUUUCUCUUACAGAGGCUGCCCCUACUUUUAAUUGUGAUUUUGGCAGUGGCUUUCUUCAAUUGUCACCUCACAUUUCUUGAGUAUGUAAAUUAUAUAGUGAUACUUUUGUAAAUGCAUUACAUCUUUCACAGCUCAAAGUUAUUUUCCAAUUUGCAAACUUCUACUUUUGUCAACAAGUUUUAUAUAUGUAUCCGGAGUAGGUGAUUUUGUAAAAAAUGACCAAUUAAUUAUUUGUAAUUAACCUUUGUAUGUGUAAAACUAUAUCAUGUUCCCAAUUGUAUACUAUAUGAAAACAAAUUCUAUUGGUCCUU